Messenger RNA from Prosopis cineraria, 2482 nucleotides. RefSeq names its product transcription factor CSA-like. The transcript is spliced from 3 exons. Gene Ontology annotation, molecular function: DNA-binding transcription factor activity, RNA polymerase II-specific; RNA polymerase II cis-regulatory region sequence-specific DNA binding. Gene Ontology annotation, biological process: regulation of DNA-templated transcription. The coding region runs from base 391 to 1566 and encodes 391 amino acids. Lineage: Eukaryota; Viridiplantae; Streptophyta; Magnoliopsida; Fabales; Fabaceae. Gene Ontology annotation, cellular component: nucleus. The record is from RefSeq and is a predicted model, not a curated record.
CUUUAAAACGUUCGUCUUUCCCUUAUCCUCGUGCCUGUAACUCAACCCUACCAGCCUCAUUCCCGAGCUUCUCCGUUUUGUCAUCUCCCUCUCUUCUCCGACACGGUUCUACUCGUGGGUUUGCGAGAGAGGGGAUAAACAAUUAAGACUGACCUGUAACCACUCCAUUUCUUCUUUCUUGAUUUUCGCGUCCUCUAUUUUUUUACCAGUAUCAUGUUAUCGUCUAACUAAUAUAAGAAACGGAACCGUUCGCCUAUCAGUCUCUGCUUCUGCCAUUGUCUUCGUUCCCUGUGGAAAGCAAUUCAUUCAGGAAUCGAAAUUCGGAGCCUGCCUUUCCGUUUUCUUUAGUUCUGUUGCGCUGUGAUCUGCUUUUCCGGGUCGUUGUCCUACAUGAGUUUUCAGCAAUUUAAAAAUGGUGGUGAUGGUUUCCGUGGGGCUACAAAACAAUUAUCCUCCGCUCCUCUUCUAGUUUCCCAUCCUCCUCUCUCUAAAAAUUUCGGGGCUAUGGGUGGUUCUAGCGAGAUCGAGUCUAACAAAUCUGAGAUUGGAUUUCAGAUUCUGAACGCCUCCUUCAUGGACACCAGAGCAGCCCAUAAAAGCGUCGGUGAAGCCGAUGGGCAUUUUCCGGCCGAGACAAACGGCCUGUCAUUGAAACCGAAUGAAGAAGUUGAAUCUAGGAGGUCCGGUGCUGGCAAAAGAGGCUCCAUAAAGCUGUGUGCCAGGGGCCACUGGAGGCCAGGUGAAGAUGCCAAGCUCAAAGAACUGGUGGCUCAGUAUGGUCCUCAAAACUGGAACUUGAUUGCCGAGCAUCUCGACGGGCGAUCAGAUAGGAAAAGAUCGAUUUCAAGUCCAUCGUCUCCGAGAAAUAAACCUGUUCUCACGUGUUUUUCAAAAACAUUUGGGUGCACAGGCAAGAGCUGCAGGCUGAGGUGGUUUAAUCAGCUGGAUCCCAGGAUUAACAGGAGGGCUUUCUCUGAUGAAGAAGAGGAGAGACUGCUGGCUGCUCACAAGGCGUACGGUAACAAGUGGGCUUUGAUUGCAAGGCUGUUUCCCGGGAGGACCGAUAAUGCAGUGAAGAACCACUGGCACGUGAUCAUGGCCAGGAGACAGAGAGAGCAGUCACACGUUUUCAGGAGGAGGAAACCCACUUCUGAAAACAUUCCGAAGGGAUUAAAGCUGACUCUGACCAACAAUGCAGGCAGCGAAUCGAGCAUCUCAAGCACCAGAGACGAGUCCGCUUCGACCUGCACUAAUCUCUCGCUAACCCCCUCGUCCGCCAAACCUUCUCCCUUUUGCUCUAAUCUGGGCCCAGUUCAGAGUCUUCAAGGCCUGGAAACACUGAUCGGUGGAUCCAGGGAUGCGGGUUUUGACAAGUUAUUUGGCAUGCGAAUGGGGAAGGUUGCGGAGCAAUCAAAUAAUAAUUCUGAUUCAAAGUCGGAAGUAUCAGCGUGUGAGUCAGUGGGCAACAACAGGAACAGUUUGUCAUACUCUGGGGAAAGUGAAAGCGUGGGCGAUAAAAUUGACAUGCCAUUCAUUGAUUUCCUGGGAGUGGGAGCUGCCGCAUGAAGAUAGUGACUCAACAGGACUUGUUCACGGAAACAAACAAAAGACAGAGAAGGAAGCAGUAGGUUAGUGGAGCAGGCAAGUGAAUGCACCCCCGCGUGUACAGUUAGUUUCAUAGCAGGGAAAAGCUAGCCAAAUAAGAAAUGUAACAGAGGGAACGGGGCGGGGGGGAAAAAAGGGCAGAGAGAAGUGACUGUGAGAGUUAUAACCUGUGACAUGAUGAGUAGUCACGGAAUUCAGAAUUCAGAAUAUAAUAAUAAAACUAUAAAACUCUCGCAUGCCAGGGGGAAAAAGUCAGAGUCACCAUAACUGUUAAGUAGGGAGGCAGGUCAGGUGUGUUAAUGCUUUUUAGUGCUUUGGCAUUUUGGUAUACAGGAGAAGUCAAAGCAGGCGGGAGCAGGAACAGAGUGUUGCAGUUAAUGGAAGUGGUACUAGUGAUUUAAGAAGAGCACAUUAUUGUUUGAUCAAAGUCUUACAAAGUUACAAGCAUUGCUAAUUAAAAGUGGUGAUCAAUUAGGGUCCCGUGCUCUUGUCCCGGGGCUUUAAUGGGGGUCCCGCGGUUGUUAGGGUAAUGUAAUGAAAAAUUAAACGCUCGAGUAGGGACAAGCCUGAGAAGUUAUAUACUCUGAUCCUGGUGGGGUCUGCUCCUGCAGAUUAACCCACGACCUACCUCCAUCCUUUGUAGAUUCUUGGAAAACGUGACAUUAAUUUAGGACUCUUUUUUAUGUCUAUUUCUAAAUAACAUGUCGGUGUAAAAUAGAAAGGGGGGUCUGUCAAACAUACUCCGGAGAAUUAUUAUUGCCCGCAUCUCAAUCCUUGAGUCUGGUCUAUACUGGCUAUCUUUACGCGGUAUAGUCUCAUGAAAAUUAUUUUUUAAUACUUUAAUUAAGCUGAAGAUGUUUAUGUUAACAAAAAUAAA